Messenger RNA from Nanorana parkeri, 6593 nucleotides. It is a transcript of the gene ASXL3, whose product is annotated as additional sex combs like 3, transcriptional regulator. The record is from RefSeq and is a predicted model, not a curated record. Gene Ontology annotation, biological process: animal organ morphogenesis; positive regulation of transcription by RNA polymerase II. Lineage: Eukaryota; Metazoa; Chordata; Amphibia; Anura; Dicroglossidae. The transcript is spliced from 13 exons. Gene Ontology annotation, cellular component: PR-DUB complex. Bases 68 to 6553 code for a protein of 2161 amino acids. Gene Ontology annotation, molecular function: DNA binding; peroxisome proliferator activated receptor binding; chromatin binding.
CGCUGAGCCAUUGUCUGCUGUGCCCGUGGAUCCCCCACGUCACAAGAACCAUCAAUGAGAUGCCAACAUGAAAGACAAGAGGAAGAAGAAGGACCGCACCUGGGCCGAGGCUGCCCGCCUGGCUUUAGAAAAACAUCCCAAUUCACCAAUGACCGCAAAACAGAUCUUGGAAGUCAUCCAGAAAGAAGGCCUAAAAGAAACCAGAAAUGGUACUUCUCCGUUGGCUUGUCUAAAUGCAAUGCUUCAUACUAACACUCGUGUCGGAGAUGGGACCUUCUUCAAAAUCCCUGGGAAGUCAGGACUCUAUGCUCUUAAAAAAGAAGAGUCUAGUUGUCCAGCUGAUGGGACACUGGAGAUAGGCUGUGAAUCUGAGUUGGAUGGGACAGAAAUGGCAGAGGCAAGCAGCAAUGGAGAGGAAAAUGAAGUGUGCCUGAAGCAAGUCACUGAAGAAGCAUCUUCCAACCGAGUGCAGAGCAAGCUAGUGUCUUCCUUCCAGCAGCAUACCAAAAAGGCACUAAAGCAGGCUUUGAGGCAGCAGCAGAAAAGAAGAAAUGGGGUCUCUAUGAUGGUAAACAAGACUGUCCCUCGUGUCGUCCUGACGCCUUUAAAGGUGUCCGAUGAGCAGUCAGAUUCACCUUCAGGGUCUGAAUCAAAAAAUGGUGAAGCAGACAGUUCUGAUAAGGAAACCAAGCAAGGGCAAAAAUCCCCCCCUGGCAAACAAAUAAGCCAGCACUUGAAACGGCUUAAAAAAUCAGGUUUAGGGCAUUUGAAAUGGACCAAAGCAGAAGACAUUGACAUAGAAACUCCAGGAUCAAUUUUAGUGAACACUAACCUGAGGGCUUUAAUAAACAAGCAUACAUUUGCAUCUUUACCUCAGCAUUUUCAGCAGUACCUUCUGCUCUUACUCCCAGAAGUAGAUAGACAGAUGGGAAGUGAUGGGGCUUUACGUCUUAGCAAUUCUGCUCUGAAUAAUGAAUUCUUUGCAUAUGCUGCGCAAGGCUGGAAGCAGAGACUAUCAGAAGGAGAAUUUACUCCAGAAAUGCAAAUGCGAAUUAGACAAGAAAUUGAAAAGGAAAAGAAGACAGAAGUUUGGAAAGAAAAAUUCUUUGAAAAGUUUUAUGGAGAAAAGUCUGGAAUGUCCAAAGAGGAAUCUUUACAACUCACUUCUGUGCAAAAUAGCAGUGAAGAUGAAAGCAGCUCUCUAGAAACAUCUCUGAACCUACCUGGCCCAUCUACCCAGUUUGAGAAUAGCGCCCCAGCUAGUAAUGAAACCCCUGUUGUGUUGGAAACUGAAGUUGUUGAAGAAACUGUGUGUAACAUUGUGUGCAACAUGGAUCAGGUUUCAUCCAAGGUUAUGAUGGGAGAAGGCGAACUAGAGGACAUACUAAUAUCUGAAGAAUCAUUAAUUCAUGAGGAGAUUGCUGAAGAGGUGGAAACGACCAUUUGUGAGUGUCAUGAAGAUGUUGAUAAAGAUGAAGUAGAGCUCACUGAAGACAUAACAAAUCAGGACUCAAAGAAUGAAGACAAAGAAGAGCCCACAGAGAAUGUAGAAUCGUGUGUCGUCAUGGAGGAUGAAGUGGUGCCUCAUUCAGAAUCUAAAACAGAGGAGGAAGUUAAAAGUGAUAGUGAGCAAGGUGCCCCCUUGGAAGUAGUAAGUGAUAUAAUUGAUUGCAGAUCACCGACUCCUUCUCUGUCCUCACAUGGCUCACCCGGGGAACCAACUGAACAGGAUGCACCACAAGUUGAAGAUUUACAUGCAUCAGAGGAUAAUGGUGCUUUCAGUGCUACUGCUGAUUCUGCAUGCAUUGAGGAGACUGUUGCUGUUGAGAUGGAGUUAAUCAGUGAGCCAGAGGAACAGUUUUCUGAAGCUGCAUGUGUUUCUGAGACUUCCUUUUCUUCACAAAGUCCAGAAGGAGCAUGUGUUAGUGUUGCUUCUCCUGGAGGUGACACACAGUCUGCUUCAGAGGAACCUUACACUCCUGCAUCUGUUGAAGCUGCUUUCCUGUCCGAGGUGUCUAGUUUUGAAAAUGCUGAGUCAGAAAGUCAACAAAAAACAACUGCAGAAAGUCCCCCCACCUCUGUAGCUUCAGAUGUCUCACCACUUUCCACCUCUCCAGUGUUGUCAGAAGCAUCUCCUCCCUCUGAUCAUCCACUAACACCUGAACCGUCUCCGGCAUCUAACUUACCAUUAACUUCUGAAGCCUCUCCUAUGUCAGAUGUACCUUUAAUAUCAGAAACAUCUUCAGUAUCUUCAGUAGCACUUGCUUCUGAAACCGGGCAUACAAAUUUACCUGCAACUUCAGAUGCAUCUUCUGUAUAUAGCCCCCCUCCAAAUGACCACCUCUUGCUUCAGCAAACAAGUUCCCCAACUUCAUCCGAUGAAUCUCGGUCACCCUCAAAAGAUGAAACUGAUGCUUACUCUGAGGCAUCACAAGCAGACACCAUUGGAACAGAGCAGGAUAGCUCUGAAAACUUAAAAUAUAAUUCAGAAACUCCAAAUUCUGAUACUUCUCUUUCAGAGGAUGCUUUGAAUCAAAAACAUUAUAAAAGUGAGGCAGACCAGGAGAAGCAAAGUGUCUCAUCUGCAGCUGAACUGUCACCACCUGAUACCAUAACCAUUAAAAACAGUUCAAGUCAUUAUAGGAUCGUUGAUAAAAAAAAUGUAUCUCCCUCUCAAGACGGGCUUGAUGGGAUCCAUUCUAGGAACAAUCAGUCUGUUCACACAAAGUCUCAUGAAAAACCUUAUAGUACCUCAGCAGAAGUGGUUGGAUAUUAUGAAUCUUCCAGAAGUAAAUCGUAUAAGCAGCAAGUUGGCUCUCAAAGCCGAGUAGACAGUUCUCAUUGCAAGUCAUAUGAAUAUAAUAAACAGUCUGAAACAAUUAGUCGUGAACCUGAAAUCUCCAAAAGAAAAACGGCAGAGUUGCAUAGUUUUGGGAACUACAAAGAGAAAAGACCAAGAAUAGAUGAUGACCACCCUAGAUCAUCCUCAAAUUCCAGUCAAUCUGACAGGGAGCAUCCACCUAGGGAAGAGCCCCGCGUUCCACCUCUCAAGAUCCAGUUAUCGAAGAGUGGCCCACCAUUCAUCAUUAAAAGUCAACCUGCUCCCAGGCUUGAAUCCAAGAUUUCUUCUAAUACAUCUGUCAGUGGAGGCAGAAACACUGGAGCUAGAACGCUUGCAGAUAUCAAGGCAAGAGCACAACAAGCCAGGGCACAGAGAGAGGCAGCUGCAGCAGCUGCUGUGGCUGCUGCUGCAAGUAUUGUUUCUGGUGGUGUUGGAAGUCCUUCAGAAACCAGCAAGACUAGAACUUUGGCCCACAUCAAAGAGCAGACAAAGGUGAAGCUGUUUAGUAAGCAUCAGGUUAGAGCUGGUGCACAACAGUCUUGCAGAGAUGGGAAGUCAAAAGAAGGUAUUUCAGGAGCUGAAGCAUCAUCCCCUCCAGAUGCAAAGGUUGAAGGGUCUACUGGUGUAAUCAUUAUGAAUCCUAACUGUAAAUCUCCUAGUAGUAAGCCCAGCCUCCACCGAGAAUUGACGUCCAUGUUACAGAAAUCUCUCAGCUCUUCAACAUCAUCAGAAACAGACUCUGAUGUAUCUUUGCACGGCUCUACUGAAAAUAUUCAUGUGCCACAUUCCAGUGACAAAGCUGUUACAUCUACCUCCACUGAAGAUUGCAGCGUGCCAAUGAAUUAUAGCAAAAAUAUAGGUUCAGUGUCUGUUUGCACCUCUGCUGAUGCCCCCUUUACAAAUGCACUUGACAUGUCUGUUGACAAUGAAAACACUACAUCCCCUGCCUGCAAUCUUAAUAUGAUAAAACCCAUGAAGGAAAAUGACAUUCCUUUCAUUACUGUUACACCAAAAUGCACUGAUGACAAUAACAGUCAUGCCUCCAUAGUAUCUGACUCUGUAGAUGACAAGAGAGUGCCAGUAUCAAACAAUAAUGUUCAUCCUUACACCACUGUGCCAGUUUCAUCCAUUGGGAGUAGUUUGCCAAAUCCUCAUCUUACAAACUCUUUGAGUUCGCUAAGCUCAUCAGUUGGCUCAAGCAGCAGACACUCUGAUAAAUUAGCUGCAGCCAUAUGUGAAGAAGACGUCUGCUCCUCUGUUCGAAGAAUGUCAAACCAUGUGGAAACCAUGCUAGAGUCACAAGGUAGAUCUUCAGUUCCAUUGUAUCCUAACAGCAGAAGAACGCUGAGUUCAGAUCCUUCCCUUGCCAAAUUGCAUCUUGAUAAGUUACACAAUAGCUCAUGUAGUAAUUUAGCAGGUCUCAAUAGCAAGACCUUGCCUUCUGGUUUAAUGCAGACAAAUCGAUCUAUCCCUUGCAAAGUGAUUGUUGAUCAUUGUACAACUCCAAAUUCAACUUAUCCUUUCAGUACUGAAAAUGUUGAAAUCACAGAUUCGCAGAGCAGAAUUGGUAAAACAGAUCUAUCCAUUCAAAGUAAGACAUGUCCUCAAGUUUCUGUCAUUAGUCGACAAGAGAAUCUCAUUAACGAAAGUGCUGAGCAUUUGCUGAGCUCAAACAUUGCUGCUAGGUUAAAGCAGGAUGACAGAAACAAGCCGCCUGCUUCCACUAGCCUUUUGGAAACCUCCUACAUGCAGCAAGAGAAGUUAAGUGACUUGGUUCCUUGCCAACAAAACUUUAAUGAACAACUACACUCUACUUUAUCUUACAAAUGUGGAACAGACAAUAUGACGAACUCUGAGUAUAUUCCUAAUAAUAGAAUAUGUUGGAGUGAUAAAGAACAAAUGAACAAUGACAAAGUAGUUAUCAACCAUUUAGGUAAACAAAAGCACAUGGAGUACUGUGAGGAAAACAUUGUGGAUAAUAUAAAAAGUGAACCAGGAAGUUACUCACAUGUUUCAAAAAUACAUACACGUUCCCCUGUUAACAGUAUUUCCAUCAAAUCCGAAACUGUUGACUCCAGUAAAUGCUUUGGGAUGGAAACAGAAGUUUUUUCAGGGCACAACACUACACCCCAGACAGCUGACUUGGAUUUAGGUUUGCCAUCAUCCAAAACCCCUAUUGGCGUUUCAAGAGAAGAACCUUUGUCAUUAACAACAGAUGGUUUAAAAAGAGUAACAAAUGCAGCAAACACGAGCUGUCGACUAUCAUCAGUCGAAGCAAACAAUCCAUUAGUAACACAGCUUCUUCAAGGCAACCUGCCUUUGGAAAAGGUUCUCCCUCAACCCAGACUUGGGGCAAAACUCGAAAUAAGUCGCCUCCCUUUGCAGUCUACCUCUGUGUAUAAAAUUUCAUCAGAGAGAUUGACGUCUGAAAACUCCUCUUGCUCACCUACGCUUGACAGCAAAGGAUACCCAAUGGGUAGCCUCAACCCUUUGCAAAUAAGGAAGCGUGAAAAUCAUCCUAAGAAAAGAAUGGCUAGGACUAUGGGUGAGCAUGCACAGAUUAAGUGCGAGUCUGGGAAGCUAUCUAUGGACGCUGAUGCCAACUUGUCAUCGUGCAUGAUGAGUUCUAAUGUGAACUCUGUGGGCCAAGAGCAAGCAUUUAAGCAAGAGUGGAUGAACAAGCAUGCAGUUACAGCUAGGAUUGUUCAUAGUCCAGAGAUAAAGCAGCAGAAGCGGCCACUGCCUUCUUGUAGCUUCCAACAAAGUUUAUUUAAUGCUGAUAAAAAUGGCAGCUAUCAUGCAGAAUCUAGUGCAUUGCACAGGCAACAUUAUUAUCAAAUGUCCAUGGCUCAGAGAGGAUCAGGUCCUAAUGUGUAUGUGCCAUCAUCAGGUUCUGCAAAGGCCCAGAGUAGUAACAACGCUUUUGCUUUCUCUAGACAACCUGAGCAGAAGGUUUUGGCUGAGGCUAAUGUACCAUCCCUUCCUUUUAGAAUGGGCAAUGCCUAUUCACCGAACGUUCACAUUAAAGAAGGCGAUGACCUAAGCAAUGCCCCACAGACUCUGCAAAAUAAAUUUUUAGUCCAUCCUUCCUUAUCUAAUUCAGAAGUCCCUUCUGAUCAAAAGCAGCCAGCAGUUACUAUGGAAACCACUAAAAGACUCAGUUGGCCUCAGCCUGCGAGCAUCUGUAGCAAUAUAAAGUCAGAGCCCAUCUCUUUUGAGGACGGGUUACACAACAGCUGUGAACUGACCAUGAAACAAUCUUCCUAUGAGCAGAGUGAAGUCAAAGAACAGUUAAAAGCAUUUGCCUUGAAAAAUGCAGAUUUUUCUUCCUAUUUACUUUCUGAGCCACAAAAGCCUUUUUCUCAGCUUGCUGCACAGAAAACACAAACACAGCAGCUGCCGCAGCAGCAGCAGUGUGGGAGUUAUCCAGCAAUUCACUUUGGUAGCACAAGCUUCAAAAGAGCAGCAUCUGCUAUUGAAAAAUCUAUUGGAAUUUUAGGGAACAAUUCUAAGCCUGUUUCUGGACUCAGCAGUCAGAACACUCCCAUUCCUGCACAAAAGUUUGCUGACAGCAGCAGUGCAGAUGAACUGGAACUGAAGUGUUCUUGCAGGCUGAAAGCCAUGAUUGUGUGUAAAGGCUGUGGAGCCUUUUGUCACGAUGACUGCAUAGGCCCUUCAAAAUUAUGUGUAGCGUGUUUAGUUGUUCGAUAGAGACUAAAUCUAAGAUGGAGUAUCCCCUUUAAAGCCUACA